AUGAAGCUGCAAACAUUCGUCCUUUCUCUCACCGCGGCUAGACUUUCCGCAGCCUUUUUCCCCUCUCCCGCCUUCAAACGGAAUGCAGACACUUGUAAACUAUCGCUGGCAUCCAGCUCCGGUGGCCGCAAGGUUGCCCUUGUCAUUGACGCGUCCGGCUCCAUGCUGACAAACGAUCCGCAAGAGCUCAGAAUCAAGGCUGGAAGGGCUCUCAACAGGCAGCUGGUAUCCUCUGCAGAAGCUUCUGGUGGCAAAAGUGCCGACCAAGUCGCGGUCGUGGAGUUUAACACUCAGUCGACCCUGCUCUAUCCGCUCGGGGACCCUGGUAAAGCCGAUAGCUCUUUCGGUAAGAUCGGUAGUGAAGGAGGAACUUCAAUCGCCAGCGGCGUUGCGAAGGGCAUUGAAGAGCUCACCAAGUCUGGGCAUGGUACGACAAAAGAUCGGUCCGGUAUCAUUAUCCUAACCGAUGGCGAAGACGCUGAUGUCGCCGCGCUUAUCAAACAAAUUAAAAAGGCAGAUUCCCUCGGCAUCCGCGUAAGCUUCGGCUUCCUUGCUCCACCGGAAACCCCGCCCAAGCCAGAUCUGCUGCGGGCCAUUCUCCAGGCAGGCGGCACAUACAACUCCUUCAACCAGCCUGAGAAUAUUCAACCCUGGCUCUACCUGCUCUUGGGCAAUGGUAUUACUGCCCUGGACAAGAAGUCCUCCAGCACAACGCAGCCGCUUCUGAGCGGCAUCACGACUGUCAAACUGUCGGGCUCUAGGGACGUUGCCUUCUCGUACCUCGCGAGCGAUGGGGAGAAGCUUGUCUUCACGGUGACUUCGAUCUCCGCACAGGACCUUGACGUGAAAUUAAGUCAUGAAAACGGAAAUUCGAUCGGCAAAAAGUCCACGACGAGUGGGAACCAGCCAGCUGAGCUGUCGGUCAAGACUACGAAGGCUGAGACGCUCAAGGUCGUCGUCUCAUCUGCUACGUUCAAGGAAGGCAUCUUCCAGAUAUCAGUCAACUCCUCUUUGGGCAUCUCCGCUUGUAACCUCGGCAAUGGAAAGCCAGGCAAGAACAAGAGCAUUCCUACCCCGACCCCAACCCCGACCUCAAUCAUCGCACCUCCAAUCACUGGUGGGGCCUCUAAAAUACUCGGGCAUGUUUUGCCAAUUAUCAUGGUUGCGUUAUCCUUGGUGCUACUAUAG
Molecule: messenger RNA, 1188 nt
Organism: Fusarium oxysporum Fo47
Lineage: Eukaryota; Fungi; Ascomycota; Sordariomycetes; Hypocreales; Nectriaceae
Product: vWA domain-containing protein
Exons: 3
Coding region: 1-1188 (395 amino acids)
Source: RefSeq, a predicted model, not a curated record